Messenger RNA from Monopterus albus (swamp eel), 2049 nucleotides. It is a transcript of the gene trappc3, whose product is annotated as trafficking protein particle complex subunit 3. Gene Ontology annotation, cellular component: TRAPP complex. The transcript has 5 exons. Gene Ontology annotation, biological process: Golgi vesicle transport. The coding region runs from base 149 to 691 and encodes 180 amino acids. Lineage: Eukaryota; Metazoa; Chordata; Actinopteri; Synbranchiformes; Synbranchidae. The record is from RefSeq and is a predicted model, not a curated record.
UAAGACAGGAAGUCAGUAUCAUUCGAAUGAGCUUGUAGAAGUGGAUAACUAAACUGGCGAUUACGGAAAUAGCUUCUUAGCCUGAAUCAAAUAAAUAAAGGAUUAAUUUAGAGUUGCCAUCCGUGUGAGCCUAUAAUAUUGAUUCACAAUGUCCAGACAAUCCAACCGAACAACAGACAGCAAGAAGAUGAACUCUGAGCUGUUCACACUGACUUAUGGGGCCCUGGUCACCCAGCUUUGUAAAGACUACGAGAACGAUGAGGAAGUCAAUAAACAGCUGGACAAGAUGGGUUAUAACAUUGGUGUGCGUCUCAUUGAGGACUUCCUGGCACGCUCCAGCAUUGGCAGGUGUCAGGAUUUUCGAGAAACAGCCGAUGUUAUUGCUAAGGUUGCAUUUAAGAUGUACUUGGGAGUCACCCCCAGUGUGACCAACUGGAGCCCAGCAGGAGAUGAAUUCUCCCUCAUUCUAGAGAACAACCCACUCGUAGACUUUGUGGAGCUACCGGAUAACCACAGCACACUCAUCUAUUCCAAUCUGCUGUGCGGGGUCCUCAGAGGAGCCCUGGAGAUGGUCCAGAUGGCGGUGGAUGUGAGAUUUGCCCAGGACACAUUGAGAGGGGACAAUGUGACAGAAAUUCGCAUGAAGUUCAUCAAGAGGAUUGAAGAAAAUCUCCCAGCAGGAGAUGAGUAAUGGACAUGAAGGAGACAUUAUGCAAGACGUUUUUCAAUUAACACCUUCAUUUACAGACAAAGAUGAAUCAGCUGGACUGUACCUUACAUUUCAAUAGCCCAUUGUCUGUGAGUUGAAAGACUUAAGUCUGGAUUUUUCACUUCUGUCUGUGUUGGUAGAGGAAGAUUGCUUGGAGUUAAAAAAGACUAUUGUGAUUCACCCUAGAGCAAACAAACACUGUACACACUUCCAACACAAAAGGUCACGACCCUGCCACCUUGAACAUCUUUCCUCGGCAAUAAUCAGCUGUCCAGUGUGACGGUUUCUGCCUAAUAAUAGUUGUUACUAUUGGGGGUGAAGGAAUGCCUUCAAUGUUUCAUCACCCUGCUCACUGUUAAGGUUUCUGUCCUGUUAAUUGAAAGAAUGAUUCAUUUUCAUACCUGGUUGAUUUUGUUAUUUGGGAAAGCCCCAGAUUGUAAUUUUUUGCUUUUUUUUAAAUUUUAUUAGCUGCCAGUUGUCUGGCAUAAUACAGUAAUUUAUGUAAAUAUGUUGUCAAAUAAAUAUAGCAUAAUUGAUAUGAUGCUUUCCUCAUGUGUUUGUGAGAGUGAAAGGACUUCAUACUCGGACCAUGCCUGCUGAGGGACCUGGAAACAUUGACUACUCGCACAUAAAUUCGUGUACUGUGUCCUCCAUACCACCUUUGUCAGUUCUGCUACAGUGUACUGUGUGCACACAGGCAAACUGUAACAGACCUAAUGCCACUCUUAUGUUUGUUUGGGAUGCAUGGAAAUGACCUUUGUGUUAGUGGUUGUGUGUGCAGACAAGGAAAGCCUGAAAGUCAGCAGUGCUUGCUGACCUGACCUGAAACAAUGUGUGUUUCAGGUCAGGUCAGCACUGGUACACACCUGUGAAUGGCUUUACAUCACCCAGAAUUAAGUAACAGACCUUCUCUGCGUGCCUCAUCGGUAACUGAAACGGCCAUUUGACUUUUCACACACACAGAAACAAAUCAACCCUGGUCUUGUUUUAGAAGCAAAAAAUUUUGUCUGAUACUUCAGAAAAUAUUGCUCAUGUUAUUCAUGUUUUUCUUCGUCUUUGUUUCUUCUAAUAUUGUAUAACAGAACAACAACACUAGUACUAAACUCAUAAGUCUUCUGAACCAACUUGGAAGAUGAAUUUCUGAGAUAGGGAUUUCCUUUAGGAGAAAUCUGUCAACUAUUAGCUGCUGGAAACCUUCAGGCUCUACAGUACACAUUAUAUGUUAUAGCCCAUUUCUGGUUAUAGUUUUGUGUUCAUGCGCUUGUAGUUCUGUUCAGCAAAUAGCCACCAGAGGUUGCUGUUGACAUUAUGUUCCUCAUCCACAGGCAGUAUUGUUCCUC